Messenger RNA from Aspergillus japonicus CBS 114.51, 942 nucleotides. RefSeq lists its product as uncharacterized. NCBI's taxonomy places the organism in Eukaryota, Fungi, Ascomycota, Eurotiomycetes, Eurotiales, Aspergillaceae. Bases 1 to 942 code for a protein of 313 amino acids. The record is from RefSeq and is a predicted model, not a curated record. The transcript has a single exon.
AUGCUUUCACGUUCGACAACAACGGGCAACGACGAGUCGACGCCGAUGACGGAGUUGUCAUCUUCACGCUCAUCUGGCACCGAGACCAUGCGAACCACCUCCUACCCCGUCCCGCCAUCGACCGUGCUGGCCAUGACAGGCCAGUAUCCACCACAGACUUACAGAGGACUACAAGACCUGAAUCGGGAGAUCGCCGCUCUUCAGGACCGGCUAAGGCAGCGCGACGCCAAUCAGUACAUCUCAUUCAAACAUGUGUCGGCCGAUGAUCUCCGUCUGUUGGAAGAAAGCCGCGACCAGUUGCGAGCGGCUGUUCGUCUCACCUAUUUUCCUGAUAUCGAGACCCUUUUGAUCAAGGUUCCAACUCUCCACCAUGAGAAGGCGCACCGCAGUUUUGCCGAGGAGACCGUGACUGCUUUGACGAAUAUGGGAGUCCGCGUCAUGGAGCGUGAACCUACCGGAGCCGGGCGAUAUACGGCGCGCUCGGCGUCUCGGAAGGAAGCAGACUCUUCGUACAGGAAUGGACUGCUGAGACCCACCGGCACCGACUGGCCCCAUUUUGUGAUAGAAAGCGGGCUCUCCGAGUCCUUGUCUCGACUCCGCCAGGAUGUUAACUGGUGGAUUGCGAAUUCAGGCGGCAGGGUAUUGCUUGUCUUGCUCCUGAAAGUCUCACGGUCUGAUCAGACGCUCACAAUAGAAAAGUAUUUCCCGCAGCGCCAGCCAAGCACUCGGGCGCGCGUCGCCGCCGGCGGGCCUGGCUUUGUUCCCCAACGCAUCACCACUACGGUGGUCAAGGUGGGAACUACACCCCCCUCUGUUCAGGGACCACCGGUAGUUCUGGAGUUUAACCGGGUCAUUGGCAGGCAGCCAGUAGCGCCGCGUGAGAGGGAUGUGGUCUUUGCGCAUGCAACAUUAAUCGAACUCGCUCUCAUGAUCUUCAAAUGA